CUUUGCAAAAGUGGUUUUAAUUUUCAAGCCGCGCCAUAGAUGUCACUGAGCGUGACAUUCGAUAUUGGGGUUAGUGGCUUUUUUCAGUUUUGAAAAUUUGAAAAUCGUGAUGGAAGAGAGCCGGGAAUCGUCUCAAAAACGUUGGACACACCUGAAAAAGGUGCUUGAGCGUCCCGGCCCUUUCAGCCAUCCUGAGUUCGAGCCAUCUCCGGAUAUUUUGGACUUUAUUUUGUCGUCUUGCAAGGUGUUAAUAAUAGGUGCCGGCGGUUUGGGCUGCGAACUGUUGAAGGAUUUGGCAAUGAUGGGGUUUAAACACAUACACAUAGUCGAUAUGGACACCAUUGACGUGUCGAAUUUGAACAGACAGUUUUUGUUUCGUGAAAAAGAUGUGGGGGUGGCCAAGGCCCAAGUUGCAGCUGACUAUGUCAAUAAGAGGGUUGCAGGGUGCCAGGUAACCCCGCACAAGUGCGCCAUUGAAGAGCUUGAUUCGGAAUUCUACAGACAGUUUCAUGUAAUUGUAUGCGGAUUGGACUCUAUAGUGGCACGCCGUUGGAUCAACGGCAUGGUCGUCUCGUUAUUGAAUUACGACGAGAACGGGGUGCUGGAUCAAUCCAGCGUCGUACCGUUGGUAGAUGGUGGUACAGAAGGAUUUAAAGGCAAUGCCCGCGUCAUCCUUCCUGGCAUAACAGCCUGUAUAGAAUGUACCUUGGACCUAUACCCUCCUCAACUUACAUACCCUCUUUGCACUAUAGCAAACACACCCCGUCUGCCUGAACACUGUGUGGAAUAUGUCAAAGUGGUACAGUGGCCCAAUGAAAAUCCGUUUGGCACUUCCCUCGACGGAGAUGAUGUCACCCACCUGACCUGGGUCUAUGAAAAGUCGUUGGAACGCGCGAACCAGUUCAAUAUUAAAGGAGUGACCUUCCGGUUGACGCAGGGCGUGGUCAAAAACAUAAUACCGGCAGUGGCGUCGACGAACGCGUUCAUCGCAGGGGUGUGCGCGGCGGAAGUAUUCAAGCUGGCGACCAAUUGCUGCAUGCCCCUCAACAAUUUUAUGGUAUACAAUAACAUUGACGGUAUCUACACGUAUUCCUAUGAAGCAGAACGCAAAGAGAACUGCACCGUGUGUUCCAAUAUUCCGCAUUCCGUCGAAGUGGCGGAUUCGUCUAAAAUGAAAUUGAAAGAUCUUAUAGCCACGCUUUGUGAGAGUGAAAAGUUCCAAAUGAAGAAUCCCGGCUUGACUACCGUGAUCGAUGGAAAAAAUAAGACCCUGUACAUACCGACGAUUAAAGUAAUCGAGGAGAGGACGAGGGUCAACUUGACAAAAACGCUGGACGAGUUGGAACUCAAGCACGGUCAAGAAAUUGUGGUCGCUGACGUCACGACCCCCACUUCCGUUAUUAUUAAGCUCGUGUAUAAAGUUAACGACGUGGAAAUGUCAAGUUAGUUGUUAUGUCUGUAUGUUCCAUUACGGUUAUAUUUGUUUUUUAUUGUUUGUAAAAAUUAAUAAAAACUGUGUUGUUGUUUUUCUCCAAGUACCUGUAGCUCACCGCUUGCUUUUAUUGCACUUUUGAACACAUGUAAUACAAAAUUUCAUUUUUUUACCAGCUUUUUAAUGCAACAACAGCUCCCUAAAAAGAGUUGAUUGCCAAAUUUUAAGCAAAAAGAUUCAUUCAUCAAUUGCAGCCAUUGAUUGCAUAAAGACUGCGAGUUUCCGAAGUUCCCGAAAUUAUCAUGGUUUC
Molecule: messenger RNA, 1742 nt
Organism: Cylas formicarius (sweet potato weevil)
Lineage: Eukaryota; Metazoa; Arthropoda; Insecta; Coleoptera; Brentidae
Gene: Uba3
Product: NEDD8-activating enzyme E1 catalytic subunit
Exons: 3
Coding region: 110-1447 (445 amino acids)
Biological process (GO): protein neddylation
Cellular component (GO): cytoplasm; nucleus
Molecular function (GO): NEDD8 activating enzyme activity
Source: RefSeq, a predicted model, not a curated record